This is a messenger RNA of Penicillium samsonianum, 948 nucleotides long. RefSeq lists its product as uncharacterized. Bases 1 to 948 code for a protein of 315 amino acids. The record is from RefSeq and is a predicted model, not a curated record. Lineage: Eukaryota; Fungi; Ascomycota; Eurotiomycetes; Eurotiales; Aspergillaceae. The transcript has 2 exons.
AUGCCAACGACAUCAGGCUCACCCACUCCGUUGGUGACCUAUACUACUCCCCCGUCUGCCUUCAGCACUGGCAGCAUUACUCAAUCCCUCUCGGCGAGCAACACUGUCUUAACGACGACCGAGGAAGGCCACGAAACCAUUAUCCCGGUUGUUGGCGGCAUUGGCAUAUGGGGAAUCUCAACCCCGGGCAUAUACUUCAACCUCCCUGGGUUCCCCAGUGGUAUUAGUAUUCCAUGCCUAAUCUUUUGUUCUUCAGGCACAAACAUGCCCUCAAUUGUCACCAGUGGUGGCGGUGGUGGUGGCGGAGGGGGUGAUGGGGGCGACGAGGGCGAUGAUAAUUCUAGCAGCAGCUCAUCUUCGUGCACAUCCUCGUCUACCUCGACCUACUCCACCGAGUUUGUCACUUGUACCCCCAUUACAACCUCAGAUACAACGACGUCAACCUGCACCACUUCGACUGAGAUUAGUACAACCACUGGAUGUGAUCUCAAAGUCACAGACUCGAGCACCACCACUACUGAAACGCCCACGGAAACAGCUGUGCCCUUCACAAUUGUGACAUACCAUGUCGGCCCAAUCUCAUCGACGCCUGCAUCGCCCGCCAUCAUCGACGCCUGCAUCGUCUGCCGUGCCUUUGACCAUGUCAUCAUUCCAUGUUGGCGGAAGCUCAUCUGUAACAUCGUCAUCAGCUCCAUCGUCUGUCAGCUCAACAUCCAUAGUCAGCUCGACAGCCCCUGUCGGCUCAACGCCUCCAGGCAGCUCGGCGGCUCUACCCAGCUCGGCGGCUCCAGUCAGCUCGACGGCUCCAGUCAGCUCGGCGGCUCCGGUCAGCUCGACGGCUCCAGUCAGCUCGACGGCUCCAGUCAGCUCGACGGCUCCAGUCAGCUCGACGGCUCCAUCCAGCUCUCAAUCUUCGUCUUCGGCUCCGGUCAUAACCUCGGCUCCUAA